This is a messenger RNA of Aspergillus melleus, 291 nucleotides long. RefSeq lists its product as uncharacterized. Bases 1 to 291 code for a protein of 96 amino acids. The transcript is spliced from 3 exons. The record is from RefSeq and is a predicted model, not a curated record. Lineage: Eukaryota; Fungi; Ascomycota; Eurotiomycetes; Eurotiales; Aspergillaceae.
AUGGAAUGUUUCCGGCAGAUCGUUCGACUGGUCAAGUCCCCGUUUCAGCGCGACUCGAACCAGCACAAGGUUUUGGAAAUUGGACCCCCAACCAACUUCCGCAAGGAGGAGCUGCCGGCGUUUUUCUCCGAUGAUGACGCGCUGACCUUACAUAGCAAUGGCUCGGCAAACGAGAAGGAGGCAGUCAUCACAUCGGUGGAGCGUCAGCCGUCCACCCGGGACAAAAUCAAGAACCACGUCCGACGACUGAGCGUCAAAACCCAUCGCCCACUUCCCGAGCAAGAAGAAUAG